Messenger RNA from Daucus carota subsp. sativus, 10067 nucleotides. Its product is annotated as pentatricopeptide repeat-containing protein At1g09900. The record is from RefSeq and is a predicted model, not a curated record. The transcript is spliced from 5 exons. Bases 8023 to 9879 code for a protein of 618 amino acids. Gene Ontology annotation, molecular function: protein binding. Lineage: Eukaryota; Viridiplantae; Streptophyta; Magnoliopsida; Apiales; Apiaceae.
CUGUGAUAAUCCGGAUUUUUCGAAAUAUUUUAUUUUAUGAUUUUCUAAAAGAUGAGGAAUAAAAUUUUUAUAUUUUAUUCCCAGUCCAGUGAAAUAUCGAGAAUUUUAUUAUUUGAAAUAUUAUGUGGAUAGUAUUUUCAGGUGUAGCUUGAAAAGUUUUUUUUUGCAAUUAUAUGAUUUAAGUGUGGUACAUGUUAAAUGUGCUUCUUAUUUGGUUAUUUUGUUUGUGUGAGCAAUUAGUUCAGAAUUUUGAAUUAUUGUAUCCUUUUUAAUAAAUCAAAUUUAUCCUUUGAUUUUGAAAUCAAAGCUUGUUUUAUUUGAGCCUAAUGAUUUAAUCCGAUUUAAAUUACUAAAAUAUACAAACAUUAGUAUUUCUAUAUUUCUGUCGGAUUCAGAAAUAUUUGAAAGUUGCAGAUAAUUGUAUUAAUUAUUUGUUAAUUAACAAUGAUUUUGAGCAUUAUUUGUAAAAGUAGAGAAAGGUUGUAAAAAUAUUAUAUUUGCAAUUAUUCUGUAUUCGGGAUAAUUAAAAUUUUUAUAAACUUUUAUGUUUAAAUUUGGAAGAUAUUUUUAGCCCCAAAUUGUUAAAAUAGCUUAUUUAUUGAAUUGUGGGUGUGAAUUUUGUUAAAAUAUAAAUAGUUCUAUUUAGAAAACAAAUAGAGGAUAUACACACAGCAAUUGAAAUUGGGGGAGCAACAGAGUUUGGGAAUUAGGGAUUGGGGUGCAGAGAUGGUUACGCGCGCGAAAACAAGGGUGGUGUGGUUGAAUCGGUCAUGGCGGUGAUUUGUUUCGCCGCUGAUAGAGGUGAGCGGAGGGAGCUGUUGCGUAGGGUGAGCUUGGGGUGUAUAGAGGGGAAUAGAUGGAGCUACUACAGAGGGCUGCGGAAGAUUGUGUGCGUGUGUCCUGUUGUGUGGGUGGUGUGUAUAACUGCCCUGUACAGGUGUACUAGUUUAUGUGUGUAAAUAGUUACUUUGUGUGUAAACAAAGCAGGGGGUUGGGAGAGGCUGCUGGUACGUGGCUGUGAUGUUUGUACAGGUGUGUAUAACAGCCUAAAGGUAUGUGUUGUCGCUUCUGUGUGUGUUCUAGUAGGUUGUGUGAUUUAUGUGGGUGUAAAUACCGUGUUGGUUUGUCGGAGGUGUUAGCAGGGCAGGUGCGGGUGUUAAUUGAAAUUGAAUAAGAAGGCUGAUCUAAGGCUAUUGAUUAGGCAGUCUAUGGGACUGGUGUGAUGGAAACUGAUGGAAGGAGGGUUGGAUGGAGAAGAGAGUGUAUGAGAUUGAAAAUAUGGGUACGAGUAUGCUGAUAAUGUUUUUGGGGUGGUAUUUUAAGAGUUUAAGUAGUGAAUUAAAGAUUUAGAAUUAUUCAUACUUGACUUAGAAAGUUUUGGCCGUCGCUGGUCUAUUUUGCAGUAUAAUUCUGGGUUAAUUGAGUUCAGUUAUGUGCUUAAUCUUUAUGUAAUAAUGUGCUACUUGAAGUCUAGAUCAAGUACGAAAAAGAAUUUCGAAAUUUCAUUAAACGAGCUAAAAGAGAUGUAUGUUUUAGUGCGAGGUGCGCAGAAAAUUCUGGGCAGGUUUGUCCUGUUCCAGGCCCUGUUUUGCUACCUUUAACUUGGUAUUUACUUAUGAAAAUUUUAAUGGAGUUUGAUAUUGGAGUCUGGAAUGUGCUGUUAAAAUUUUAUACAAUCAGACCAAUUUUUCUAUUUAUUAAAAAAUCUUAGCGUCGGGCUGGUUUUUCAAGACAGUUUCUGGUGCCUAAUUGACAUGCCUGUUUUACUGCUUUAAGCUUGGAGUUUCUUUCUGAAAAUUUUACUGUAGGUUGGAAUAAUGUGUAGGAGUGUCUCAUAAAAAUUUCGUAUUAUAUCGAUAAAUUUUCAAUUUAUUAAAAAUCAUAGAGUAAGGGCUAUUUAAACUAUUUGCUCUAGUUUUCUUUCUUUGUUGGUGCAUAAUAUGAAGUUAUACUUGAUUAAUUGCAUACGAUUGAUUAUUAAUUGAUUGGCUCAGUUGGCCUUGUAUAUCUUAUUAAAUGUAUUUUGUGUAUAGUGAACAAGCAAUCGUGCGGAAAGAUUUUCUUAUGUGUUUACUGCAAGUCAAGACAUCUUUUUAUAUUAUAAUUCAUGUGUUGGAAAUAGUAUUGGCUGGUUGUUGGUAUUGAAAACAGGUGGAUAAGCCUAUAAACAGAGGAGAUGUUGCCGAAUUUUUAUUAGAAAUUAAGGUGUUUAUUUAUUACUAAAUAAUUGAUACUUGAUGGCAGUAUAUUCUAUUUGAACUGGAAUAUCUAUCGAUUGUUUAUUGAUUAUGUGAUUAUGUGUUGACUGAUCCAAUGUGUAUAUAUUGCUAUGUGGAUAUCUGUAUAUAUUCAUGUUUAUUAUAUAUGGAUAUGCGAAGGGUAGAUGUUCGUGAUUCUUAUAAUAUUUAGAAUCAGCUAGUUCUUCUAAUCCGAAGACUUAGAUAUUAUCCUACUAUCGUGUAGAAUAAUCAAGACGUGUGUAUCGAGAAUGUUCAUUAUUAAUUUGAUGGUGUUGCAACUUGAAGCAAGAAAUAUCUGAGAAGACAAGACGUAGAAAGAAUAUUGUCGGAAGCUACUUAGAAAGAUAUGGUUGUGCAAUGUAGUGCUAUUAGAAUCGUGGCUAGACAUCGGAGUUGAGGCAAGUAAUUCUAACUUUCUCUUGCAAUUAGAGCUAAGGAUUAAGGUGGUCACCUGGGUAAGCUGCGCGUAAGAGUAAUGCUAGGCGAGACUGCUAGGGAGGUGGCUGCGAGACUAGUAUGGUUAGAGUUGAAUUAUUUCAAUUCAGUUGUAGAUGGUUUUUAUUUAUUGGUUAUCAGUUAUCCUUCUUACCGAAGUUUAGCUGAUAACGUAGUUUAAGUUGUAAAAAGAUUUUAUAGUUUGGGUUCUGGUUUCAAUGCUGUAACCUAUUUGCGAUCCUGUUGUUAGGGGGUCAAAGUGAUUUUGAUUUAAAUCUCUUUUAAAAAUCCAGAUUUUGAAAUAUAUGUUUUACCUUCUUCCGGAAAUACAGGUUUAAAUUGAUUUUUGUCCACGUGGCACCAGAUCCAGACCCCUGGAUCUGAGGGAUGUCACAGUUGGUAUCAGAGCUGUAGGUUAUAAGUUAUUGAAAUCAGAAUAUAGAUUGUAAUAGAAAUGUGUUUAAUGGAACCUCAUAUAGAGGCAAGUUGAGACUAUUGGAUAUAGUAUUUGUCUAUGGAACUGAGAUGGAGUUAGAAUAUUGAUUCUGAGUAAUCAUUUGGUAUAUCAUAGUUCCUAACUCUAGAACUAAUGAGUUGGAUAUCGGGAGAGACAUGAUAGCAUACCUUUAGCUUCCAAUCUUCUAGAGCUUGAGGAUGACUUUCUGAGUAAUCAGUGUCCGCUAGACUUGUGGAUUGACAUGUCUAACCUAGAAUGUUCCUUAUCAUCUCUACCAUUCCUAGAGGGUUGGAUAGAGGGUUAUCUAUUGUUUCUUAUAGAGACAUAUGGAUUUGGUAGAUGAGUAUGAGAUUGGUGAUGAGAAGUCAGGAGUGUAGUUCUCAAAUUGAGAAUUUAUGUAGAAUCCAUGUUAGAUUAUUUGAUAUAGUACCUAUAAGUAGGUUUGAGCGUCAACGCUCUACAAGGCCGAUUGUAUAAAGCUGGACAUGACUUCUGACAACACCAAGCUCGAUAGGACCUACUAACAUGGAUAUCGGUGACGGAAUCUAUAGAGACUAUUAUAAGUCAACGAUAAUAUAUGCAAGCGAUCACCAAGAGUGCUGAAAAGAAUUCUUGGAAUCAAGAUAAGCCAUCAGAGGAAUCAAGUAAGAAGACACUUGUGAGAAUCUUGGCAAUACCUUCUUCAAUUGACUGAUUAAAUUGAUUAUUUCUCUAUCAGUGAUUGUUUUAACAUCUCUUUCAGCGAGACGUUCAUUAAAGAGAAUAUUUCUCUUUAAGAGUAUAUUUUUCACUCUUGAAAUUAUAGAAUGAUGCCAGUGCUUGUGGUAUCAUUUCUGAUCACUUUUCUUUCGAAUUCAGCACAUUUGGAAUCUAUUCCCUAUUUGAACCCCAGGUGCGCAUGAAACUUUUCUCCAAUUAAAGGCAACCAUUGUUAAGUUAAUUAUGAACCCUUUUAUAUUUUUCUACUCUAACUGAGAUGAACAACUCUAAUUAUAGGGGACACAAUGACUCCCUGUCCUCAUUUAGAUACGCAACAUUCUAUCAGGAGGAAACGGUACUAAAGAAUAAAGAAAUAUUACGUUUUAGUCUUCUCUCCGUUGAUUCCGAGGACGGAAUCCUUUUAAGGGGGGUAGAUUGUGAUAAUCCGGAUUUUUCGAAAUAUUUUAUUUUAUGAUUUUCUAAAAGAUGAGGAAUAAAAUUUUUAUAUUUUAUUCCCAGUCCAGUGAAAUAUCGAGAAUUUUAUUAUUUGAAAUAUUAUGUGGAUAGUAUUUUCAGGUGUAGCUUGAAAAGUUUUUUUUUGCAAUUAUAUGAUUUAAGUGUGGUACAUGUUAAAUGUGCUUCUUAUUUGGUUAUUUUGUUUGUGUGAGCAAUUAGUUCAGAAUUUUGAAUUAUUGUAUCCUUUUUAAUAAAUCAAAUUUAUCCUUUGAUUUUGAAAUCAAAGCUUGUUUUAUUUGAGCCUAAUGAUUUAAUCCGAUUUAAAUUACUAAAAUAUACAAACAUUAGUAUUUCUAUAUUUCUGUCGGAUUCAGAAAUAUUUGAAAGUUGCAGAUAAUUGUAUUAAUUAUUUGUUAAUUAACAAUGAUUUUGAGCAUUAUUUGUAAAAGUAGAAAAAGGUUGUAAAAAUAUUAUAUUUGCAAUUAUUCUGUAUUCGGGAUAAUUAAAAUUUUUAUAAACUUUUAUGUUUAAAUUUGGAAGAUAUUUUUAGCCCCAAAUUGUUAAAAUAGCUUAUUUAUUGAAUUGUGGGUGUGAAUUUUGUUAAAAUAUAAAUAGUUCUAUUUAGAAAACAAAUAGAGGAUAUACACACAGCAAUUGAAAUUGGGGGAGCAACAGAGUUUGGGAAUUAGGGAUUGGGGUGCAGAGAUGGUUACGCGCGCGAAAACAAGGGUGGUGUGGUUGAAUCGGUGAUGGCGGUGAUUUGUUUCGCCGCUGAUAGAGGUGAGCGGAGGGAGCUGUUGCGUAGGGUGAGCUUGGGGUGUAUAGAGGGGAAUAGAUGGAGCUACUACAGAGGGCUGCGGAAGAUUGUGUGCGUGUGUCCUGUUGUGUGGGUGGUGUGUAUAACUGCCCUGUACAGGUGUACUAGUUUAUGUGUGUAAAUAGUUACUUUGUGUGUAAACAAAGCAGGGGGUUGGGAGAGGCUGCUGGUACGUGGCUGUGAUGUUUGUACAGGUGUGUAUAACAGCCUAAAGGUAUGUGUUGUCGCUUCUGUGUGUGUUCUAGUAGGUUGUGUGAUUUAUGUGGGUGUAAAUACCGUGUUGGUUUGUCGGAGGUGUUAGCAGGGCAGGUGCGGGUGUUAAUUGAAAUUGAAUAAGAAGGCUGAUCUAAGGCUAUUGAUUAGGCAGUCUAUGGGACUGGUGUGAUGGAAACUGAUGGAAGGAGGGUUGGAUGGAGAAGAGAGUGUAUGAGAUUGAAAAUAUGGGUACGAGUAUGCUGAUAAUGUUUUUGGGGUGGUAUUUUAAGAGUUUAAGUAGUGAAUUAAAGAUUUAGAAUUAUUCAUACUUGACUUAGAAAGUUUUGGCCGUCGCUGGUCUAUUUUGCAGUAUAAUUCUGGGUUAAUUGAGUUCAGUUAUGUGCUUAAUCUUUAUGUAAUAAUGUGCUACUUGAAGUCUAGAUCAAGUACGAAAAAGAAUUUCGAAAUUUCAUUAAACGAGCUAAAAGAGAUGUAUGUUUUAGUGCGAGGUGCGCAGAAAAUUCUGGGCAGGUUUGUCCUGUUCCAGGCCCUGUUUUGCUACCUUUAACUUGGUAUUUACUUAUGAAAAUUUUAAUGGAGUUUGAUAUUGGAGUCUGGAAUGUGCUGUUAAAAUUUUAUACAAUCAGACCAAUUUUUCUAUUUAUUAAAAAAUCUUAGCGUCGGGCUGGUUUUUCAAGACAGUUUCUGGUGCCUAAUUGACAUGCCUGUUUUACUGCUUUAAGCUUGGAGUUUCUUUCUGAAAAUUUUACUGUAGGUUGGAAUAAUGUGUAGGAGUGUCUCAUAAAAAUUUCGUAUUAUAUCGAUAAAUUUUCAAUUUAUUAAAAAUCAUAGAGUAAGGGCUAUUUAAACUAUUUGCUCUAGUUUUCUUUCUUUGUUGGUGCAUAAUAUGAAGUUAUACUUGAUUAAUUGCAUACGAUUGAUUAUUAAUUGAUUGGCUCAGUUGGCCUUGUAUAUCUUAUUAAAUGUAUUUUGUGUAUAGUGAACAAGCAAUCGUGCGGAAAGAUUUUCUUAUGUGUUUACUGCAAGUCAAGACAUCUUUUUAUAUUAUAAUUCAUGUGUUGGAAAUAGUAUUGGCUGGUUGUUGGUAUUGAAAACAGGUGGAUAAGCCUAUAAACAGAGGAGAUGUUGCCGAAUUUUUAUUAGAAAUUAAGGUGUUUAUUUAUUACUAAAUAAUUGAUACUUGAUGGCAGUAUAUUCUAUUUGAACUGGAAUAUCUAUCGAUUGUUUAUUGAUUAUGUGAUUAUGUGUUGACUGAUCCAAUGUGUAUAUAUUGCUAUGUGGAUAUCUGUAUAUAUUCAUGUUUAUUAUAUAUGGAUAUGCGAAGGGUAGAUGUUCGUGAUUCUUAUAAUAUUUAGAAUCAGCUAGUUCUUCUAAUCCGAAGACUUAGAUAUUAUCCUACUAUCGUGUAGAAUAAUCAAGACGUGUGUAUCGAAAAUGUUCAUUAUUAAUUUGAUGGUGUUGCAACUUGAAGCAAGAAAUAUCUGAGAAGACAAGACGUAGAAAGAAUAUUGUCGGAAGCUACUUAGAAAGAUAUGGUUGUGCAAUGUAGUGCUAUUAGAAUCGUGGCUAGACAUCGGAGUUGAGGCAAGUAAUUCUAACUUUCUCUUGCAAUUAGAGCUAAGGAUUAAGGUGGUCACCUGGGUAAGCUGCGCGUAAGAGUAAUGCUAGGCGAGACUGCUAGGGAGGUGGCUGCGAGACUAGUAUGGUUAGAGUUGAAUUAUUUCAAUUCAGUUGUAGAUGGUUUUUAUUUAUUGGUUAUCAGUUAUCCUUCUUACCGAAGUUUAGCUGAUAACGUAGUUUAAGUUGUAAAAAGAUUUUAUAGUUUGGGUUCUGGUUUCAAUGCUGUAACCUAUUUGCGAUCCUGUUGUUAGGGGGUCAAAGUGAUUUUGAUUUAAAUCUCUUUUAAAAAUCCAGAUUUUGAAAUAUAUGUUUUACCUUCUUCCGGAAAUACAGGUUUAAAUUGAUUUUUGUCCACGUGGCACCAGAUCCAGACCCCCGGAUCUGAGGGAUGUCACAGUUACCAACUGUUAUUUUAAAAAUAUCUGAUUUUUCAAAAUUAUCGAUUUUAUCUACUAAUUUGACUAAAAUUUCUAGUCUAUUUAAAAAAAUUCUGAUAAAUUCUGAAUCAACACUAGUUUCAUUUUUAAUUUCUACGAUCACGGCUAUUAAUAAAAAUUUAAUUUUACAAAAAUUAAAAUACUUCUAAAAUUUUCAAUCUUUUAUUCAACUUUUAAUUUUCUAUAAUUUGGUUAAAAUACAAACUUGAUUUCAAACUGGACCGGAUUUACCAGAACAAAAAGGCAUAUUUUUCCUUUACCUAAACACUUUCUUUGUUAGUACUUGGGCCUCCAAGAAAGCCCAUAAUUGAACUUUCACAUUUUCAUUAGCCCAUCAGUGGCCAUUACAUAUAUUCACUGAUAUAUACAGUACAAAUAUUUUUUUAUCUUUCUAUUUUCACAAAAUCAGUACAAAUAUCUUGGUUAAAAUCUGUUUCGCUUGAGGAUAAGCUGCUGCAAUAUAUACAGCCAACUCUCUUACACAGGUCUCCAAAGCCGUGUUCCCUCAGCAGCAAUUUAUCAAACAGUGAGCUUUCUAAUCCACACAUAUUUGCUCUAUUUUGUAUGUGUUCUUGAGCAUGUUUAGUAUAAAGUGUUGAACUUUUUGGAAUAAUUUUCAUACAAUAAGGCUAGAGUGUUGAGAUUAUGGAUUUAGUUGUGCCUGUACAGCAAAACCUUGAAGGGUUUUGCUUAUUUCAGUCUGAUUGUAGAGAAAAUAGUAGAAAGAUUCAACCUUUAGGGUCUAAAGUUAGUGUAAGAGCUUGUUUUACAAUUGGUUCAGUGAGAGUGUUUGAUGAGGACAAGUCAUGUUUUCUUGUUCUUUCUGGUGAAAAGUGUAAUGGGUGGGGGAGAAAGGAGGGUUUUCGAAAGAAAAGGGGGAGUUCGGUAUGUGCUAUUCUCAAGUCUGAGAGUUUGAGCUCAAAUGGGCAUGUGUCUAAUCUUGAUUUUAAGAAUGGGGGUGGUUCGAGUUCUAAUUCGAGUCAGUAUUAUGCUUCGCGGAAUUUUGAGGAAUACGAGAGUAAUAAUAAUCUUCGGAGACUGGUUAGAAAUGGGCAGUUGGAGGAGGCGUUUAGGUUUCUAGAGAACAUGGUUUAUAGAGGUGAUAUUCCUGAUAUUGUGCAUUGUACCAGUAUGAUUCGUGGGUUUUGUCGACUUCGGAAUACUAAGAAAGCUACUAGGGUUUUGGAAAUUAUUGAGGAAUCGGGUGCUGUUCCUGAUGUUAUUACUUACAAUGUGUUGAUUAGGGGGUACUGUAAGGUGGGAGAGAUUGAUGAUGCAUUGGAGAUCUUGGAUCGGAUGAGUGUUGCUCCGGAUGUUGUUACUUAUAAUACCAUCUUGCGCAGUUUAUGUGAUAGUGGGAAAUUGAAACAGGCAAUGGAAGUUCUUCAAAGGCAGUUACAGAGGGAGUGUUAUCCUGAUGUGAUAACGUACACGAUUCUGAUUGAAGCUACUUGUAAGGAAGUUGGGGUAGGUCAAGGAAUGAAGCUGUUGGAUGAAAUGAGGAGUAAAGGCUGUAAACCGGAUGUUGUUACUUAUAAUGUCCUAAUCAAUGGUAUAUGCAAGGAAGGGCGGUUGAAUGAAGCAAUAAAAUUCUUGGACAAUAUGCCAUCACAUGGUUGCCAGCCAAACGUGAUAACAUAUAAUAUAAUUCUGCGUAGCAUGUGUAGUACUGGUAGGUGGAUGGAUGCUGAGAAACUUUUGACUGAGAUGGUUCGCAAAGGGUUUUCUCCUAGUGUUGUUACCUUCAACAUAUUGAUUAAUUUCUUAUGUAGGAAAGGAUUAUUGGGUCGAGCGAUUGAUAUAUUGGAGAGGAUGCCUCAGCAUGGAUGCACUCCUAAUUCGUUAAGUUAUAAUCCUUUGAUUCAUGGAUUCUGCCAAGAGAAGAAGAUGGACAGGGCAAUUGAAUAUUUAGAGAUUAUGGUGUCUCGAGGGUGUUACCCUGAUAUUGUGACCUAUAAUACCAUGCUAACUGCUUUAUGCAAAGAUGGAAAAGUUGAUAUCGCAGUCGAGAUACUUAAUCAGCUAAGUAGCAAAGGUUGCUCGCCAGUUUUGAUCACUUACAAUACUGUGAUCGAUGGGCUAGCAAAAAUGGGGAAAACAGAAUCUGCUAUUACCCUGUUAGAUGAAAUGCGAGAAAAGAAUCUUAAGCCUGAUAUAAUUACAUAUUCUUCACUUCUGGGAGGGCUUAGCAGAGAAGGAAAGAUUGAGGAGGCCAUUAAAUUCUUUCGUGACUUGGAAGAACUGGGAAUCAGACCUAAUGCUGUUACCUACAAUUCUAUCAUGCUUGGGCUCUGUAAGGCACGAAGAACUGAUCGUGCCAUUGACUUCCUAGUUAAUAUGGUAGCGAAAGGAUGUAAACCUACUGAAGCUACUUACACUAUUCUUGUUGAAGGUUUAGCUUUUGAAGGACUAGCCAAGGAAGCACUGGAAAUUUUAAACGAGUUGUGCUCCAUGGGAGUCGUGAGGAGAAGUUCUGCACCGCAGGUUCUAGUCAGGAUUUAGAUUUAAAUACUUUGCUUUGACCAUGUCACUUUCUCUUGGAUAUACAGCAAGCUAAUUGGUUGUGUUGCAACAGCCAAGGCAAAAAUCAAUUUUGUUAACCACCUUCUUCAGUUUUAUCUCAGGAUUUGAUAUACGUAAUUUAAUGUGUUCAUAUUUGUCAUUAUCAAUGUUAAAAGUACACUUAUAAU